AUGGCAUUGCCCUCUAACUCCUUCACCUGGAUAACAGCUCUAAAAAGACUGGCAAGAAGCUCCACUACGCAGGAAACAACUUCAUCAAAUGCUAGAAACAGUGGAAACGAACCAGCGGGAGCUUUAAAAAGCCGCAAAAGACCAUUGUCUCGAACAUCCAAAGAAGGGAAUUCAGUUUCAUGCAGAAUACCAAACAAUGUGCAAAGACUACCGUCUGUUAGCAGUGAAAAUCUUUCAACUCAUAGCAGAACCAAAGCAAAGUCUGCCACUGUAUCUUCUCCCUUCGUCUUCAGAAGUGAUGAAAGGGCUGAAAGGAGGAAAGAGUUCUUCAAGAAGCUAGAAGAAAAUAACAAGAUAGAGGAUGCUGUAAAAGAGAAACUCUCUUGCGGCUUCAAGGCAAAUCAAAACACUCACUUAGCAUCUGAAGAACACAAGAAGAACCCACAAGUUGGUUGUUUUCAGGUACCACUGACAAGGAUGACUUCACCAAGAUUCCGAAGGAACCAAACUUCACGGACAGUUCAAACUCCUCAUAAAGCUUCCUCAACGAAGAUCAUAAACACCAGAAAAGCAGUCGUAGAGAAGCUCAAAAGCUCCAAGAUUCAUCCCUCCUCCAAAUCGCUGACAAAGAUCAAAACUCAAGAAAACUUGUCUCCCAGUAUCCUGUAGCACUAAGGUACAUACAUCAGAGACAAACCCAGUUAACCAUUUCUUCAACAGCUGAUAUGAAGCACACUUGAAGAUAAUAGUAGAGAUUCGACUAUUCACGUUGAAGAUUUCGAAACUUUUUUCCUUUCAGCUCGUAAUCUCAUCUC
Molecule: messenger RNA, 815 nt
Organism: Camelina sativa (false flax)
Lineage: Eukaryota; Viridiplantae; Streptophyta; Magnoliopsida; Brassicales; Brassicaceae
Source: RefSeq, a predicted model, not a curated record